This is a messenger RNA of Nicotiana tabacum (common tobacco), 1538 nucleotides long. RefSeq lists its product as uncharacterized. NCBI's taxonomy places the organism in Eukaryota, Viridiplantae, Streptophyta, Magnoliopsida, Solanales, Solanaceae. The record is from RefSeq and is a predicted model, not a curated record.
UCACCUUCACCUUCCUUUUCUCCUCUCUUUUUGACUCCCAAAUCUUACACAAACAACACCUCAACAAAUAAUCAUUUCUUUUCACCUUUCUUGAUUCUUGUCCUUUGCCAUCUACCUUAUAAAUUUUCCCUCUUUAUAUACAACUAUUGACAACACUAGAAAAAAUCAAGAAAGCUAAAAAAAAAUAACCAAAAUGGCAGUGGAUGUAUGUUCUGAGAUUGCAAGUUUAGUAGUUAGUCCAAGAAUCUCAUUUUCACAUGAUCUCAAAGAAACUGAUGAUAUUAUCCCAAUUGAAUGCCACCAUUUUAGAUCAGAUGCAUUUCUUCUUGAAUCCACCAUUGACUUUGAUUUCUGUGUUACAAAUCAAAGCUUCUCUCAAGAAAAAAUCUCUUCUGCUGAUGAACUUUUCUCCAAUGGCAAGAUCUUACCAAUUGAAGUCAAGAAAUCAACACCCUUUAUAGAAAUUAAUCAAUCCGAGCCACAACAACAACUACGCCUCACUUCUAAACAAGUUGGGGUCGGCUAUAUGUCUGAGCCACAAUCUUUACAACAACAACAAUAUGAGCCACAACUAUGUUUCAGUCCUAAACAAGUUGGGGUCGGCUAUAUGUUCGAAUCGCAAUAUUUACAACAACAACAAUAUGAGCCACAACAACAACAACUAUGUCUCGGUCCUAAACAAGUUGGGGUCGGCUAUAUGUCGGAGCCGCAAUCUUUACACCAACAACAAUCUGAGUCGCAACAACUACGACUCAGUCCUAAACAAGUUGGGAUCGGGUAUAUGUCCGAGGCGCAAUCCUUACAAGUUAAACCUGCAGCACCAGUUCUUGAAACUGCUACAAAUGUGGAUACAAAGAAGAGGUUAAAAGAAUUUUUGUCAAGUAAUUGUGAUGAAGAAAUAGAGAAGCCACAAGCAAAACCAUUCUGGCAAUUCAGAAGAAGCAACAGUUUGAAUUGUGAAAAUGGUAGAAGCAAUGGAUUAAAAUGGUCUUCUUUGCAAUUUUUAUCAAGAAGUAACUCAACUGGUUCAGUUCCAAAUCAAAAAAAUUCAAAGAUUUUUCAGAAGCAAAAUUCACAAAAAGAACAAAUAAAAGUUUUGCGCAAGAGUUCAUCUUUAUCUUCAUCAUCUACAUCAUCAUCAUCUUCUUCUUCAUCUUCUAGUUUUUCAUCUUUUAAUCAGAGCCAUUCAUUGCAUUCAUCAUCUAAGAGGGCUCAAUCUCGACCGUUGAAAAAGAGUUACAGUAGAUCUUAUGGCAAUGGAAUUCAUGUUAGUCCUGUUUUGAACCUUCCACAUACUUAUAUUUCUAAAGGUACUGUUUGUUUGUUUGGUUUAGGUUCAUUAUUCUGUAAUGGCAAGUCCAAAAAGAAGAAAUAAUUUUGUUUCUGCAUAUUUUUUCAUAAAUCAAAUAUAUUCAUAGUUUGUCUAAAAGGAAAGUGGUAGCAUAGAAGAGAUCCUAUGUUGUUUUGACUAUCAGAAAAUAUUGUCCGGUGUAUGUUGGAUCUUGGAGGAUCAAACACGAAUACAACAGCAUUUUAGA